ACGAGUCAAGCAGCCAUUGCUCAUCGCAAGUGAAGGUCGACGCUUUCGUAAAGCUUGGUUAGGUUGUCAUUUUUCGCCGUAAAAACCCAUGAUUUUAACUACGAUGACUACAAGCACCCACCAUGGAAGAUAAUUUCGCUCUAACUUGGGAAGACUCCGCCGCCGUCGUCCAAGGCGAAGAAGUCAUCUGCAGCAUAGAAAAUGAAAUCCUUCCGGCCGAGACCUCGGAGUUCACCGGGGUACAGCAACCCGAGGAGGAAGAAGAGGAAGAAGGUCCACUAGCCGAACCCAUCCCCGAGCCCGAGGGCAACAUCGUCUACAUCACCGAGGACAAUGUCCUCGUCAUGCAACCGACUAACACCGUCAACUUCCAGGACCAAUUCAUGGAAGUUGCUGAAGACGUGGCCGAAGAAGUAGCCGAAGAGAUCGUGACGGAGCAGUGGGACGAGAGCUGCCCGGAAGAGAUAGUAGUGGGGUCGGAAGAAGCGGUGGGUAACGAAGAACAGACGAACGAGGAUUUCGAUAUACCGUUGCCGACGGAUCAGGAUGAGUACACGGCGUCGAGACCGUACCCGUGCGACUUUUGCAGUCGCAGGUUCAGGAAGAAGGCGAACUUGAUGAACCAUAUGGUGGCGCACCAGACCGAUAGGCCCCACGGGUGCAAUCUGUGUGGGGUGAGGUACAUAAGAAAGUGCGAUUUGAUGAACCACUUGAAGAUACACGCGUAUAUUCCGGAAACGGAUGGGUUGGAAGAGGAGGAUGUGCAACAAUUGGAUGAGUCGGAUGGGGAGAAGAGGAGUAAGAGGAAACAGUUUCCGAAGAGGAAGAAGAACAGGAUUAAGGAGGAGUAUGAUUCGUAUGAAGGGGAUGAAGCGGCGUCGAGUUCGAGGUCGUACAACUACGUCGAUGAAGAUAUGCGCUUGAUGGAAGCGAUGGAGAAUAACGUGAAGGGGGAUUACGCCGACUAUGGCGAUUACAUGGCGGAGAAUCAACCCGUGGAGGUGCGAUACCCGAUUACCGACCCUCGUAAACCCUUCGUGUGCCAGCAUUGUGGCGUAGGGUUCGCUCGAGAGAAAGCUUUAGCGUCUCAUGCUCGUAUCCACGGUGGCGAUAGCCCUUUCGAGUGCCAGAAAUGCGGGGAGAUGUUUUGGGACGUCGCCCUCAUGCGCGAACACGUGCGCAGUAAACACGGAGACAUCGAAGAUUUUGAUGAUGACGAAGACGAAGACUAUUCUGAGGAAGAUACAAAGUAUGGGACCUUCUAUUGCUCGACGUGUGGUUUGUCGUUCCACCGCCAGGAUAAUCUAAAGCGGCACCAACGAGUCCAUAUAAAAGAAGAAUACAUCAAUGAUCAUGAAUUCGGCCACAUUUGUAACGUCUGUGGCGAGUCUUUCCCCGAAGCGUUGGAUCUUCUCGCUCAUGCCGAAGUCCACGCUCGCGGUUCGGAGCACCGUUGCAUGAUCUGCGGAGAAGUGUGCACUGAUGACCAAGCCGUCGCCGCUCACGUCCAGUCCAAGCACGGGAAGAAUCUCCCCCCGAAUACUUGCAUGUUGUGCGGACGCACCUGCAAGGACCGACGGACGUUGCUGAAGCACUCCUGGGAACACUCGAAAGAGAAGAGCUUCGCGUGCUCCAAGUGCGCCAAAACCUUUCAUAAUAAAGCCCGUUUGAAACGACACAUGUUAUCCCACAGGAAUAAAAUCGUGUCGUGUGACGUUUGCGGCGAGGAGUUCCCGGACGGGAGAUCGUUGAUGAAUCACAGACACAGCCACAGUAGUUUAUCCGGGCGCCAGUUUCCUUGUAGAGAGUGUGGCAAGACGUUCGGCUCGCGCAGCUCGCAGCAGAUACACAUCAGGAUCCACACCGGUGAACGCCCGUAUGGGUGCAGGUUCUGCUGGAAGGCCUUCGCCGACGGCGGCACGUUGCGCAAACACGAGCGCAUCCACACGGGAGAGAAACCCUACGCAUGCGCGGUGUGCCCGAGGGCGUUCAACCAAAGGGUCGUCCUCCGGGAGCAUAUCCGGUCACACCACUCAGGUCCCGAUCCUAAGUACACUCACAGCGUGACCCCGUAUUGUUGCUCGGUCUGUUCGGAUAUGUUUGCCACGUCGCAAGAUUUAAUCGUGCAUUUGAUCCACCACUGCGAUUUAAACACGGCGAUGAAGAGACAACCACAGGUGGGUCCGAGGAAGUAUAAACGAAGGAGGAAACUCAAACCGCACGAGCUCGAGUUGAUUUCGAAUAAAGCGGACGACGAAGUGGAAGAGGAAGAAGAGCAGCCACACUACACUGACUCAGAAGAAGAAAGAGAACUCAGAAAGAAGAAACAAAAAAAUAAGAAACCUUCCCCGAAACCCACUCUGAACGAAACUUACACCGACUUGUACAACAGUUGUUCGUCUGCGAUCGAAAACAUCAAUUCGAUAGUGAACUCGAAGUCGACUUCCAAGUCGAAACGGAAGAUCAAGGCAGAGCCUGCGGUUCCGUCGCGCCCGAAGAUGAUCCACACGCAGAAAACUCGCGUUCCUGUGGAGACCGGCGAGGACGGGAAAGUCAGACAUAAAACUAAAACCCUAGUGACGCGGACGCAACCCACCGAAUUAAAGUCAGCAACCGGCGAACGAAUAAGGCCGAGGACUAAAAACGUCAGUUAUCACAUACUUAAUUCCGAGAAGCUCCCUCUGGCUACGUUUCCGGACGACGACACCGAGCAAGCGGUUAACAGUUUGUUGAAGGAGGAUCAACUGAACGAUCAGAGCAACGGGGUGGUGUACAUGGAGCAGACCGAGACGACGCCCGAGGUGGCCGCCGAGCAAGUGGUGGAGACCGAGAUGGACAACGGACCAGUGCCAACCAACAUAAUCAAAGUGACGUCGACGCCGACGCAGUUGCACAAUUUGAGGCCCGGCCGCACGAUCAUCGGGCCGGGGAGCAAGGUGGUGAGGCUGGUCAAAGGCGGGAUGAUCAUCACGAAGAACAAGAAGAUGGAGCCGGAGAAUAUCCUGCCGGAUAUCGACAAUAUGAAGAACGACGACGAAGUGAGGGUCAAGCAGGAGGUCGUAGACGCCAGUCCGCUGCACGAACUGGCCGAGUUGUCCAUGCAACAUGCACAAAAUAUGUUUAAAUGUGAGAUGUGCAGUGCCGUUUUUGACGAUAGAGCUAAACUGUUGGAUCACGUGCCCAUACACAUAUGAUUGUAAAUAAGUUCGUUUUUGUUUGGUUCGAGAUAGAAGUUUUCUUUGAAUUGUGUUGUUUAUUCAUUGAGAUAGGGGUUUCGACCGAAUUGUCAAAAUUUAUUUUUUUAUGAUGCGAAGUUGGUUAGAAGACCGAGUUUUUCAAGGACUGGAUGUGUAGCGAUUCUGAACCCUCUUUAACUACUGAAUAUAUUUUUGUAUUAUUUUCUAUGAGGAGAUGCUUCUUCAAUGACACAUUUUUAAUACAUACAUACAUACUUUUUUCUUUAAGUAAUUGCAAAAUAUUGUAGCAAACUAAGAUGUAUUUUAACCUCUUUGUAACGAUUUUACUAGUUUUUAUGUAUAUAAAGUAUAGAUUAUAAAUGCACUAGUAAAUAGAAUAUGUAAGUUGUAUGUUAUUGAUGGAAAUAAAUCUUUGGUUAGGCA
Molecule: messenger RNA, 3620 nt
Organism: Zophobas morio
Lineage: Eukaryota; Metazoa; Arthropoda; Insecta; Coleoptera; Tenebrionidae
Product: zinc finger protein 91
Exons: 2
Coding region: 123-3194 (1023 amino acids)
Biological process (GO): regulation of transcription by RNA polymerase II
Cellular component (GO): nucleus
Molecular function (GO): RNA polymerase II transcription regulatory region sequence-specific DNA binding; DNA-binding transcription factor activity, RNA polymerase II-specific
Source: RefSeq, a predicted model, not a curated record